AUGAUGUUUCCCAUACCUGCUAGACAACGCCUGUUCCUUGUGACUCAACGACGCCCCUUGAUUGCGGUGUCUCGUAACAACAUUAGACCGGCAUCAACAUUGAGGAACCCAUCCACCAGAACAGAUGAAUCCCGUUUCAACGCCAAAAGGGCUCUAUAUGCUGCAGGCGGCGGCGGCCUGGCCAUUUUGGGAUUGAUGUGGACGGGACGCAGUCGGUGCGAUUGUCCAGACGAUCCACGCGACAGGAAAGCCCUCUCGAUGGUUCCAUUAACAAAGCUCCUUUCCGGCUGGGUCGCCUUCGCGUUCUGCUCCUCUCCAACUUGGGUCGGCAUGAGCGAGUCUCUUUACAAUGUUCUUUCGAAAAUCCCCAUUGUGUCUUCCAUCACCAAUGCCAUCGUCAUGCGGACAUUUUUCAACCAAUUCCUUGGAGGGAAAACGAUAUCCGAGUGCAUCCCCAAGAUAGAGUCUCUGCACAAGGAAGAAAUCGGUACCCUUCUUGGCUAUAACAUCGAAGCUGAGCUGGAUGGCUCUAGCAAGGAUAUGCAACUUAUUCUCGAGCAAACCGAGCAUGUUUUGUCUUCCAUUGAGGCACAGGGCAAAAUGGCUCGCCGACUAUGGCCUGACACCAGCGCUACUGGAGGUGAUAACCGUUUCUGGGUCCGAAUCAAGGUGACUGGUUUGUUGCCCAACCCGGUUGCUCUUUACCGCGGCUCCAAUGCUAUCCUCAAGGCAAGGGAAGAGAAAGGAUUGGACAAGGACGUCCCGUAUCCUGGGCUGCCCCAUGAUGGCGACUGGGAAGCAGCCUUGAAUGGAGAGGGCGUUACGGAUGCGGAUCGCAAAGAGCUAGUGGGCCUACGCACCGUUUUGGAGAAGAUUGCCAGCAAGGCACGCGAGAGUAACGUGCGGAUUGUGAUUGAUGCCGAGCAAUCAUGGUAUCAGCCAGUUAUUGACAGUCUGACCGAUGAGCUCAUGCAGAAAUAUAACACGUUGGACGGCCCUGCUACAUGUAUCGCUUCGUUCCAGGCCUACCUCCGCAGGCACCCUCAGUUGUUGAACCAACAGAUUGAGCGUGCGGAUAAGAAGGGAUACAAACUACUCUUCAAGCAGGUGAGGGGUGCCUACAUGGUUACUGAAGCCGCGAGAUGGAAAAGGGAAGGCAGGGAGGGACCGGGGCCAGUGUGGCCCACAAAAGCAGAAACCGAUGCCAGCUUCAAUUAUGGAAUCAAGAAGACACUCUCCACCGUGGCUGAUCAAAUUCAGCAGACUGGUCAGUCGAAGAUCAGUGUCGUAUUUGCUACCCACAACUCUAUCAGCAUUGAUCUUGGGAUCAAGUUGCUGGAGAAGUAUGGAAUGGCAAAACGGCAGCCUGGAAAAGACACCUUUGUGAUAUCUAGUGAAGCUGCUGGUAGCAUUGCCUUUGCGCAAUUAUAUGGGAUGAAGGACGACCUUACCAACAAAAUCACUGGGUCUAUUACCACUGCAGGUGGAUUUCCACUAGUUGUCAAGUCAAUGAGCUACGGCGACCUCAAAGAAUCGCUGCCGUUCCUAGCAAGACGGGCCACGGAAAAUAAGGCGGUUCUCGAGGGGCGAGGUGGCGCUGUUGCUGAGAGGUCGCGUUUGGGUCGUGAAAUUUGCAGGCGUUUUCUACCUUUUUACUCGUAA
Molecule: messenger RNA, 1662 nt
Organism: Aspergillus pseudotamarii
Lineage: Eukaryota; Fungi; Ascomycota; Eurotiomycetes; Eurotiales; Aspergillaceae
Product: FAD-linked oxidoreductase
Exons: 4
Coding region: 1-1662 (553 amino acids)
Cellular component (GO): mitochondrion
Molecular function (GO): FAD binding; proline dehydrogenase activity
Source: RefSeq, a predicted model, not a curated record